AAUACAAUAUCGCUGUGUAAUUUAUACACAUAUCAACUUCCACCUCAAUCUGGGGUUAAGAGCGGAUACUGCAGCAUUGUGUUAGUGUAUGUUCUGUUUUAAAUGAUAAAUUGAACACAAUCUUCUCACAUGUGUGAUUGAUAUAUGCCAGGCAGACUAGACUUCAGAAGCAUGGGAAAGAUGGCGCGAUCGGAGCUACACACGACAGACCGAGUUGUGGAUAUUUUACGAUUUGUCCUCGUUGCACAGACGUUACAGUAUUGUCUGUCAUGUUUGUGUGUAGCACAAAGUCACAAUCAAGCAUUUAUCCAAACAGACAAACAUCUCACAUACAUUGAUGGUGAUCUUGCCAGUGGGAUUCCUCUGGAGAUCAGUCCAGGGAACACAGUUUUAUCAGAUUUCAGAUUACAAGAUGACAACUUUUACUCAAAUGGCAUCCGACUGGAUCCACCCAUGCUUGAUUUUGAUGAACAGCCAGUGGGGAUGCCACGUAUGGAGAAAGUGAUUGUCCAAAACAUAGAUUCCAAAAACAGUUUACAUCUACUGUCCAUUUCAGGCAGUACUGUACAUUUUCAUUGCUCAUUUUUUCAAGACAAAGUGAUGCCUGAAGGGGGCAACACUACAUUUGAUGUAGUUUUUUUAGCCCGGCAGGUGGGCAAUGUAGAAAAUACAUUGUACAUCCAUACAUCAGUAGGUUCUUUAAAAUAUCAGGUUUUUGGGGUAGGGAUUCCAAAUCCAUACCGCCUGAGGCCAUACCUUGGUGCUCGGGUACCCAUCAAUAGCAGUUUUUCUCCUGUUAUUCAGAUGCAUAAUCCUCAUAGUUCCAAAAUACAGGUCCUGGAAAUGUUUUCCAGUGAAGGAGACCUGCAUUUAGAAUUGCCUUCAGGGGAGAAAGAAGCAACCAAAGAGUUGUGGGAAAUCAGGCCAUAUGAAACAAAAAAUGUAAUGAAGGCCAACUUUGUGGGGCGAGUGGAAAGUAACCACACAGCAUUUAUCCGCAUCAAAACAGAUCAUGAUAGCAGAUCACAAUUACUGAUUCUACCCAUAGAGGUGGAGUUUUCUUCAGAGCCAGGAAUCUAUUCUCCUGUGGAGAUGAUAGACUUUGGCAUUUUGCGCACUUUAGAUGAUCCCAGAACAAUCCCCCUCAGAUUGAUUAAUACUGGUGCAAGAGCAGUGCACAUAAUAAGUGUAUCUUCUUUUCCACCAAAUGAUGCAAUCAGCAUUGAUUUUCGGCCUUUAAAACUUCAACCUGAUGGCAGCAGACAGUAUACAGUAGCGCAUAUAACAUUUCGAGCUAUAAAAGCCCUUAAUUCUAAACAGUGGUCUGGAAGGAUUCUCAUAAAGACAAAAAACAACCUACAAAAGUUAGUCAUACAAUACCAGGCAAGCAUACUGCAUGGCUCAUUGGUAUACAACACCAACACAACAAAUUUUUUUAGUGCCAAGGUCACAAAGAAUUUCACUCGCCCCUUGACUCUUACAAACACAUUCAACUUUUCGGUGGUCAUCUACAAUGUUUCACUCCCCUUGGAAGCAACUCGGUAUUUCUCUGUAAUUAAUUUUACACUUCCUGUGAUAAUUGGACGGCAACAAACAUUAACGCCGUUCCUUUUACAGUUCCAUCCCAACGAUACUCAAAUACAUCUGAGUACCAGUCUUACACUGUACACCAAUGCUUCUACCUUUCUCAUACCCCUAGUUGUUUAUAAUGGCCUCCUCAAGGUUGUUCACCAUCGCCCAGAAAGGUCACAAGGUCAGCUUGAUUUUGGCACCAUGGGAGUUGGUGAAACCCGUAGCAUGAUAUAUACUGUGCGCAACGAUAAUCCAGUGGAUCUAGUGAUGGCACGAUUUGAGACCAAUGUCAGCUGGGCACAGGUGGAGGUGCUGGGAGUGGAGAAAGGAAAUGGCACAACUCUUACUCAUACUCAUAACAUUUCUGACAUUGAUACAGAUCCUCUCAUCAUAAAGCCUUACCACUAUGCAGUGUUCAGCAUCACUAUUGUGGCUCCUCAAGAAGAGGGGGCCUAUGCAGCAGAAGUCUGGAUGUACACUCAGUUUGAAUACCUGUCUAUACCAAUCACCUUCAGAACAGCUGAAGGGAGCUUACUUGCCAUUCCAGAAAAGUUUGUCUUUGAAAAAGUAUUUCCUGGAAAGAUACCAUUCAGAGUUUUACAAAUUCACAGUACCUUUCAUGACAACAUGGAGGUGACACAAGUGCUAUUUCAGCCCCAAGACACGAGAUUUUACUUCCAUCCGCGGAGCAGAGACUCUGUGAAUCUACAGCCACAGGAAGCCAGUGUGGUUGGCAAAAUCUUUUUUGAUCCCAAAAAAGAAUGUAAAGACGACUGCUAUGUCGGUUUACCAACUUUUACACCAGCUGGUCAUCAGUGGUUAUUAGGCCUUACCCUUGAGAAGGAUGUGGCUGAUACAGACCAAUAUCUAUUCACACGUCUCCAACAAAAAUUUCACCGGCUAGAGCACACUGGACAAAACAUAGUAAAUGUGACAAUAGAACUGGACACAAACCAAGUCAAGGGGUUCCUUUUCUCAGCACAAGCCCAUCUACACUGGCCUUCUCUUGUGCGAAAAUCAAGACUAAAAUUUCCACUGACUCAAAUAGGAAAUAUAACUGUUUCUGACUUCAUUGUGGAGAAUUUGGCAGAUGCUGCAAUAUUGAUCCAGGUGCUGCCACUGUCACUGUAUCCAAACCCUCAUACUGUUAUUGAUCUCUUCAGUCAUGGGCUGUCAUCAGAUCUCUCUGACUACCUCGAGACAGAAGACCUUGAUACUUUCCGACUAUUUGAUUUAGAAAAUAUAGUGCCAGGUACUUCCAGUCCAGUCUUUGAGCACAUAAAAAAUGUUGAGACCAGUCUUGGGGUUAUCCCCCACAAGCAAUCUAUCGCUGCCAUUCUGCAGCCUGGCAGCAAAAUUAAAGUUAAAAUUGGAUUCCAACCCCGUGAUGAUCUUGCAAGAUCAUCUUUGAUACUUAUAAGAAACAACCUAACAAUAAUGGACACAGUAAUAGUGACAGGGCAGGGCUGCAAUGGAGAAAUGAAAUUCAGCAACCGCAAACCAGGCUCCCAGUCACCCCUUACCUUUGAAAUGACAGAAAAACACCUGAAAAAUUGUGAGAUUUCAGAAAAGAAGCCAAGUAAAACAACAGUGCCUCAUUUCACUGUACGGAGAACAUUUACACUUCGCAACACAGGGGAGCUGCCUUUUUACGUGCGUGGCUUCAGCAUAAAUGAUUCCCCUUGCGAAGGAUAUGGAUUUAAAGUGCUUGACUGUGAUGGCUUUGAAAUACAACCAAACGGUAGCAAGAAAAUUGAUAUAGCAUUCACACCUGAUUUUACAAUGUCUCGCAUUCGAAGGAUGUUGACAAUACAUACCAGCCUUGGCCCAGCUGCAAAUUAUACACUGCAGGCCACUGUACCUCCACAUCUUUUGUCACGGUGCUCUGCAGCCCUUCCACGUCCAUACUGGGAGCCUGUUCUCUACUACUCCAUUGUCUGUCUCAUGUCUUUCUUGCUUCUGUGUAUUUGCAUAGCAGCAUACUUUGAAGGGGACAGGAUCAUAGUGUCAGACAUCAUCAACCGCAAGCUCAAAGUCAGCAAUGCUACUCAAACUUUUGACAAAGGAAAAGUUUUUGACUUGAGAAAUGUUGCAGGUUUUAGCAUUCCUCCCUCCAGACCUUCGUUAUCCACAGGAAGCUCGAGCUUCCUGUCACCAUCACCAGCUUUGUCUUUACCCACGGCACAGGAUUUGCGAGCAGCAGCAGCAACUAAAUCAGUGAUUCACAUCAAUGGACAUGUGGAAUACCACCAGAGUAACAACAGUCACCAAUCAUUCCUAAGCAGUGUGAUCAGUAUUAUGAAACGUUUCAUUCCUCGAAACCUGUUUUACAGCACUGCAGCUAGCUCCUUGUCAUUUCAUAAGCAGGUUUCACUGCCCUUGCCUCAAGGAAAAGCAGCUCCAGAACCUGCUAGCACAAAUUGCAGUGCUCCUGUCAGUAAUAAGGAUGUCAGUAAAAAGGACACUGAUAGCUCUUUGAUGAAAAGUAACAACAAACAAAGGAGCAGCCCUGAUCAUAAGACACAACCCCAGCAACAAGCACACGGACAAAAUACAGAGACCACUGAAAAAGGGUGUCCCAAUGGAGCUGCCAAAAGUAUUAAGCGAUCCAAGCCUGGGAAACGACACACGGCCGAUGGUGCAAGUUUAAUAUCUGCCACGUCGGAUGACUCUUCAGAUGCUAAGAACAUCAAAGAUUCAACUGUCCUUAGUGCUGCCAAGAAACAAGCAGAAAGUGAGAAUGACUUCAAAUUUGGUUCUGAAGUUACAGAUGACUAUCCUGAAGAAGAUAUCCCAAAGACAGACUCAAACACAUCAAAGCCAGCAGGUAAGGCACAAGCUAAAAAAGUAAAAGGCAAGAGCCACACAGAACGAGACCUGCUGAAAGACAAAUUUGUGAGACGCCACAACUCCAUCCCAGAUGACAAGGAUGAGACAUCCUCCACCACUACAGAUUCAUCUGGUGGAGGAGACCAGGAAGACAAGCAGAACACCAAUGCUAGAGACUCUACACCAGAACCUGUUAUUCCACUGAACUUCACAAGCUCAAAGAAAUCCAAGAAGAACCGACAUGAGAAAGUUGUUGCUGCUGUCCUCAAUGGUGAAGUCAAUGAUGAUGACAACUUUGAACUCACAUCCAAAUCAAAAGCUCAUCGCAAAAUCCGUGUCAAUCCCAAGAUAUAUGGUGGGGAUAUCAUGAAACCAAGCACACUGGACUUGCCAUACACGCUGCCAAAGGAGAAAGAUAAGACUGAGUCACUCACUCCAUCUGAACCAACAAGGCGAAGCAAGAAGACACGAAAUCAGUCCAAGAGUGACUUCUUGUUGCACACUGUUCACCUGGAUGAUUGUGAUCAUGAACUCGAGCCAGGUCGCGACUCUCCCCCUCCAGCCUGGGACCAGCCUGCCAUUGGCCAUUUAGUGCCUGGUGACCUAAGUGAGCUCUCCAUCCAGACAGAGAACUUUGCACAACAACUUGGACGCAGUAGCAGUAGCGCCAGCAACAGCAGCAGCACUGGGGGAGGCUUUGGUGGCCCCCCAAGUGGCAAUCACUCCCCUGACAGUCUAUCGGCACCCAGCUGCUCUUCCAGUUACAGCAGCAUCGUCAGCUCUAAUGGUCUGGGUCCAUCUACUGUCAUGACAGGCUCAGCGAUUACUGCUGCCAUGGAUGGAACUAACACUAAUCUUGCAGCUCGUCUGGGUUCAAAAACACAGUCAUUACCCCUUCUUGGGGAUGCUGCUAGGUUCCAAGGAUUUACUCCCUAUGCUGAGACCAUUGGCAUGCCAGGUCUUGGGCCUCCCAAACCUGCACCUGUCCCAUCAGUCACCAGUGGAGCCAGUGCCAGUACAUGGAGUGGCUUGCCACCUGCCUCUUGCAUCAACAACAGGGGAAGCAGCUUUGGACUACAGACUAUUGAUGAAGGUGCUAGUCCUAUGUUUGGUAUGCAACCUGCUGAUAUCUUUGGACCGGGUGACAGCCUGUACCCACAGUACAGUGAUGGCUUGGAACCCAUUCAGCAGCAACAGAGUCUUACCAUGAUGCAGCAGUUGCAGGCAGAACGACGCCAGCGCAUUCGACAACAUCAGCUACGUAUAAAGAAAGAUGAUUGGCCAGGGUUUGAUGUGCUUCCAGUUCCCAAUGACAGCCUCUGGGACAAUGACUACAACCCACUAGACCCUCUUACAAACUGGUCCCCAACAGUAGUGGAACCCCCUGCACCACCUGUGACUGGCUUCUGGAACACACUACAGAAUUUGGCUAACAUUUGGAGUCCAUCAGCCCAAGUAUCUGUUGUUCCACCGUCACCUCAAGUGCCUCAGCCACUUCUGCCACCAUCAGCACCCAUCUCACCGACUCAGCUGCCUGCUCCUUUAUCACCACUUGGAGCAGUUCCUUCCACCACCGUUCAGAAUUCUAUCUUACGUCCCGAUGCUCCCCCUUUCACCACAGCUGCUGAAAAUGCAGCUAACUUUGUCAACCCAGUGGCUGUCACAUCACAUCUUCAGCAGUCACAGAUAAGUGGUGCCAAAACAUUCAGCCCAUUCAGUACUCCAAUGGCAGACAUUUGGAAACCAGCAUCAACCACCAAUGUGUCCGACAACACAUGGGGCCAGUUUCUGCCACCUAUGAAAGAAGACAAAUAAGAUUCAUCUUUGACAAUACCACUGAGAGACACUCUGCUGUCUGUACUUUCACACUGCUUGCUUUUCAUGCAUCGUUUUGUAUUUGUGGUUUCUUUUAUUUGCAUUUAUUUUGCAAUAGAAUAACAGCAGAUUAUUUUGCUGUUGAUGUAACGAGUAAUGAAAAGAGAUUAGGGUGGGAUUUUUCAUAAUUUCUUUUUCCUUUUUUUUUUUUUUUUUUUUUUGAGGAAGUAGGUGAUUGAAACAAUAGAAUCAUAUUUUUGAAUAGAGCUUAUCUCUGAUAAAAACUGGGUUUGAGUGGCGUUUUCAUUUUUAACAUGAUUUUGUGAUUUCAUAUAGAAUUUUUCUCAGACAUCUGUUUUCAAGGUUUCUUUUUCCUCAGUGUAUUCCACAAAGACACUAGGUUUUCAGUAGUCUUUCAGUAAUUGUCACAGUAGUCCUGAUUAAAAAUCUUUCCUUUCCACUCCCAGUCAAUUAAAAAUGAAUAAUAAGAUAAUCUGCAUUUUGUUUCAUUUUUAGUUUCAUUGUAAUCCAGGUAGGUGGCUGCUUUCUUUGCUCAUGCAUUCUUACCAUACACCAUUUGCAUUUGCACCAUAGGUAUUUCUAGAACAAACCGCUAAAAUGUAUACCCUUCUUACAGACAUCAGUAGCGGUCAUUAUCUUAAUCCUGUGUUUGUGUCAUCUUUUUCUUCCAGGUCUCUGUUUUGAUACCAGUUUCUAGUUUAAAUAUUUGUGAGCUACACCAUCUUAUUUCAAAGAUUUUUAUUUCACUUUACAUUUCUCUCGUGUCAGGUAUUGCUCCAGAAAAUUUUAACAUUUUUGUCAAGAUUCAAAUAUUAAGUUUAGAGGAAUAGACCAGUGUUAUAUAACUGCAUAUACUUAUAAAAUAUUGUUGACAAUAUUACUCAAUGGAGCUGUGCCUUUUAGGAGAUAAGAAUGGACUAAAUGAUAUCUUUGAAGACAAAUGUGAGAAGUAAAUUUUGAAGGGCCAAGCUAGUAUAGAUUUUCUCCACUGCAAGUGGAUUUGCAGCUGUUUAAUUAUUUCCUCAACUGAAAAUAGCAUAGUGAGAAAAGAAAAGGCUUAAAUCUACACAGCAUCAUUCCUGUUAACAGAUAUCAAAGGAAGAACAUAUGAUGUGAACAUACUGGCCAUUGGCAGGUUUGCAAUCAGGGAUCUGUACCUGAGCAGCAUAGAACUUUUAACAUUCUCUUUUUUUAAUGUCUUUUCUCUUCACUUCAUGCAUGAAACUCACAGAGUGUCUCUCAGACUUUUUUUUUUUUUUAGCUGAUGGCCUUCAUUGGGAAAAAAGGUGUCCUUCAUUAUUGAAAAUAACACAGCAUAGAUUAUUUGCGUGUGGCUUAAAACUGGAAAAAGAAUGUGCUUGCAAUAGUGAAAUUUAAUAUAUAUGUACAAGAAAUUGCAUGCAGGCACAUGGCUUCAAAUGUGUGGUCACUUACAUGCUUGUAAACAAAUGCUGAUGGUACUUCCCAUAUAUUCAUGCAUGGAAACCUUUCAAUGUGAGCAAUGGUGGCCAGAUGUGUUUGCAUAUGCAUAAACAAACCACCUACAUAAAAGUGCAUGACCCUGCACAUUAAUGCACCAAAAAAGACUACAAUGAGCAUCAGCCUGUAACACUUAUAUGAUGCAUCACAUUAUGUGAUCAUGAAAGCUCUUGACAAGGGCUUAAUAUAAAAUGGGAUUUUGAAAAAGGGACCUAUGCACUCAUUCUGAACUGGAUGUGACCUACCAAUCGAAAUUGACAUUUAUCUUCAUACCAAGUCCUUAUGUUGCCAUUUCCCUAGACUUUGCUUAUGUUCUCCUUGAGAACAGAGGUGACCAUGUAAAAGGGAUAUGUAUAGCCAUAAUGACCUGGAUAUGACCUACCUAUCAAAUUUGACUUGCCCUUAUGUUGGCAUCUCCCUAAACUUUGCCUACGUUAAACCCCAAAAUUGUGGUGACGUAUACCUAUGCUGGACUGGACAUGACCUGACUAUUAGAAUUGACUUUCAUCCUCAUAUCAAGCCCUUUAUGUUGCCAUCCCACUAGGUUUUGCCUAAGUUAUAACUGAGAACAGUGCUGACUAUUUUAUGGUGGUUUCUCUAUAGUCAGUAACACUUUAAAUAAAGCAUUUUGUUGACUUUCAUGAUUAUAUUAAAAAUUAUUAAAAAGAAAAGCCUCAUUUGAUUUAUUAGAAGCAUCAUAAAAUGAGCAUAAUUUGAUUUAAUUAUCUUAAAGUAGCAACAAAGGGCUUCAUGUGAUUGAGGAAUAAGUAUUUUUAUGUGAGGCAUUUGACUGACCCCCAGUCAUUGACGAAAGUAUCUUGGUACCAUUUGCUUUACCAACAUGAAUUACUACGGCUAUACCAAAAUGCUUCUGACAUCUGAAUGGUGGGAGAUAGUGCUGGACAGAUGACAACUACCAAGAUGAGACCAUUAAACAAAUUCAGCAGGCUAUUGUGAAAUAACUUGCACCAAAACUGACUGACAAGAGUUUAGAGAGCAAGAUGUGCUACUACAUAAACUCGAAAGUGCAGGAUUGUUUGAAUUUAGGGUGUUUUUUUUUUUUUGUUUUUUUUUUUGAAGAUUAGUGGGCUAGAACACGAAGAAACAGUUAUUUGAUAAUUGGGAUUAGGCUAUGGCACUUAUAAAGUGUAAGUAAAGGGUUGUGAAGCAUUAUUUUUUCCUUGAAAAACAUCUUGCUGUGGCAGUAACUGGAAAAGAAACACCUGUAAUACCCAACAGGGAUUUGCAUGACUGGUACAAUCAACAAGUUUAUGCUAAUUUGUUUCACUAAGUUUACUGUUCAGUCUUCAGAGAUUUUAUUACAUGCAGUGGCUAGUGUGGGCUUGAAGUGAAACAGCUAUAGGUGAUGCUAUGUUACACCCUCAUGACAAACUGCCAAAUCCCCAUUUGAAGCUGCACAACAAUUUUCUGCAGCAGCAUCUUGUGAGCAAUCAUAUCUUGAAAGAAGAAAAUUUUCCUUUAAUAGAGACACAAUGCUGUCUCUUGUUUCUCUUAGCUUUGACCCUUUCCACUUUAGAAUUACUGUGUUUAAAGGAAGCGUUAUUUUUAAUUUUGUGUGUGAAUCCUUUUAACGAAGUUAACACACACAUUUGGGUUGGAAUUGUCGGUGUUUUGUUUGACACGAUGUUGAAAAGGCUACAUGAGUUAGUGGCCUUCAUGCCCUGCUGGGAAUACACCAGCAUUACCGGAUGUACUAUCUGAACCUGACUCGACCAGUUCUCCUGAAACAGAUCCCGGCAUUUUUUUGCUUAGAGGAUCCAUGCACUCAGACAAGUUAGAUGCAUAUUCACUAGUCUUCACAGCUAAGGGUUAUUGCCACAAACAUUGCCAGCAGUCUAAGGAAAAGAACCCAAGUCAGUCUGAUUCCAAGUGAAGGGUUGCUGCUUAAUAUUGUUCUCAGAAUAUGGAACUACAGUUAUUUGUUAUUUUCACAAGUUAGUGGUUAGAAUUGUAGGCCUCAUUAAUGUCCUCACUGAAAGGGGGCCAGUGAUGUCAGCAGAGUACAAAAUUUGUGCUCACAGUACUUGUGUUUUUGUUUCUUUCUUGAUUUUAGUUGGUGGUGUAGAAUUUGUUAUUGUCAUUUUUGACUUGUUUAUAUUUUCUAGUAAAAGUAAAGAGUACCACUUUUUGAUGAUUAAGUGGCAUAUUCUACAGACCUCAAGAGACUUGCACAGUCAGCUUGAUAAAAAUGUCAGAUUUUUUAUUUUUCUUUGUCGAAAGUUCUGAAUGUGAAAAGACUUCUGGCAUUGUUUGUGGCUAGGCUGCAAUAAUUUUCAGGGUACUGCUGUUUGUAGAUAGGAUCUACUGCCAGCAUGCUUCACUGGGAAGAUGACAUUAGUUGUCAUGUAACAUUAAUUACAAAGGACUUUUAACAUUACAAAUGCAAAAUGUAAAUUAUUGUCAUUAAGAGUAACUGUCAUUUAUUUUGGAAGUCAAUGAUUAACUGAGCCAGUGUGCAGCUAAGAAAGAACCGCCAACUUUUGAAGAAGGCAUGGUCAUUGCCAUGUAUAUCAUUUAGUUUUUAACAAAACAAUAUUUCUUAUGUAUUUGUAUGGUGUUUUUACCACAGAUACUGCAGUCCAAAAUUGUUUUCAAACACUUGCUAUGUUAUUCUCCCCCUACCCCCAUCUUUAUUGAGUCAAAAAUGUGAUUUGUUAUUGCCCAUUGUUUAGCAAUGUUUGUAUCACUUUUUUUUAACAAUUAGCUGAGACAUGUAUCAGGAGAAACAAUUGUCACCUGGUUGUGAAAACUGACAGUGUACUUCUGCCUGUUUUCACUCCUGAAAUACUGUGCUUUGUAACUACUGGUGUUUACUUACAUUGGUCCCAUGCUCCUGAUAACUCCUUCUCAUGGGUAAAGAGGACUAAUAAUUCUUGUAUCAGCAAUUCUGUAUAAGGAUUUAAUUCCUAGGGGUUGGCAGUGGUGCAUACAAGUAUUAAGCUGCUGCCACCCAGAUAUACAGGUUUUGAGUAUCCCGGCAUCUGCUGCCAGCCUAAUCUUGAAACUGUUUUUAACAAAAAUAAAGAAAGAAUACAAUUUUA
Pomacea canaliculata is the source of this 10778-nucleotide messenger RNA. Its product is annotated as transmembrane protein 131-like. NCBI's taxonomy places the organism in Eukaryota, Metazoa, Mollusca, Gastropoda, Architaenioglossa, Ampullariidae. The record is from RefSeq and is a predicted model, not a curated record. Gene Ontology annotation, cellular component: membrane.